This is a messenger RNA of Pistacia vera, 949 nucleotides long. RefSeq lists its product as uncharacterized. NCBI's taxonomy places the organism in Eukaryota, Viridiplantae, Streptophyta, Magnoliopsida, Sapindales, Anacardiaceae. The coding region runs from base 15 to 779 and encodes 254 amino acids. The transcript has a single exon. The record is from RefSeq and is a predicted model, not a curated record. Gene Ontology annotation, molecular function: S-adenosylmethionine-dependent methyltransferase activity.
UUCCAUUUGGCUUCAUGCAAGUCAUGAAAGCCACUCAAUCAAAAACUCCCAUUCUCAAAUACUUUCUUAUCUCUCUCAUCCUUUCUCUACCUCUCCUCCUUCUCUUCACCUCUCUCCAACCCCACCUCCACCGCCGCCACCACCCAACCGUCACUGACCCCACCUCAGCAGAUCUCAAGAUCCGACCCGGCUACUCCUCCUACGAAACCUACCUUCAACGUCAACUCAACAAAACCCUCAACCCUAAACUACGUCAAAUAUGGACAACGCGUGACUGGGAUCGUAAAAUUCAAGUGUUUGCCAAAUUCUUCGAUGAGUUAAAGCGAAAAAACCUUCUUUCAAACCAAUCAAAAGCUCUCUGUAUCGGCGCUCGUGUUGGCCAAGAAGUUGAAGCCUUGAAACGCAUCGGCGUAAACGACUCGGUUGGUAUCGAUUUAGUGCCGUAUCCGCCGUUGGUUAUAAAGGGAGACUUCCAUAAGCAGCCGUUUGACGAUGAGACUUUCGACUUUGAAUUCUCAAACGUGUUUGAUCACGCACUUUAUCCGAAUAAAUUCGUUAGGGAGAUUGAACGGACGUUGAAGCCAGGUGGGGUAUGUGUAUUACACGUGGCGGUAUCUAGACGGGGUGAUAAGUACUCGGCUAAUGACUUAUACAGUAGUAAACCGUUGGUGAAGAUGUUCAAGAAAUCGGAGAUGGUGGACGUUCGGAAAGUUGACGGGUUUGGGUUAGAUACAGAGGUGGUGUUUAGGAAGAAAGAGAAAAUCCAAAUCCAAGGGUGAUUGAUGAUGAAGUAUUGAUUAAUUUGUUGGUUAUGUUGUUUGUUUAUAGUUUUUGUUGCUGUUUAUGUUCUAUGGCUACGGCAACAUCCAUUUUCUUCCAUUAUUUUCUAGAUUCGUGAAAUGAAAUUAGAUAUGACCACCAACCAAAACCAAUCAAAAUCCAUACAACU